Messenger RNA from Rhineura floridana, 4107 nucleotides. RefSeq names its product family with sequence similarity 241 member A (gene FAM241A). The record is from RefSeq and is a predicted model, not a curated record. The transcript has 2 exons. The coding region runs from base 322 to 738 and encodes 138 amino acids. NCBI's taxonomy places the organism in Eukaryota, Metazoa, Chordata, Lepidosauria, Squamata, Rhineuridae. Gene Ontology annotation, cellular component: intracellular membrane-bounded organelle.
ACACACACACACACACAACAUACACCACAAACACACACACUCCCUCUUUCCCGCCCUCUAGCGCUGGCACAAUUCUCGCCCCUCCUCCUCUCAUUUCUCCGCGGUCGUUAGCCGCCCUCCUCUUCCUCCUCCAAACCCCGUGACGGCUCUCGAGACACGCCCUGUGAGGCGGCGGCGCCGGCAGAAGCAACGGCGUGACGGAUCGCCGCGUUCGCGAGCCAGCUGGCUAACGCUCAGUUGGCGGGAGUAGCUUCUCACCCUGGAGGAGAGCGCGAGGGAGCGACUCAGUUUCGCUUCCCCACAACGGCGACGAAGGGAGGGAUGGGCUCAACCGAAGAACUGCUCCUGCCGCCGGAGUAUGUCUUCGAGAGGGAGUGGGAGCCGGCGCCAUCGUUGUCGUCUUUGGGUGGGAGAGCAGCAGCUCGACACAGGCGGCGGCGGCAGCAACAGCAGCAGCAGCCGCCGCCUCCUGAGGACGAGGAGGAGGAGGAACAGCAGGUCCAAGAAGGAAGAGACAGUAUCGAACCUAUUAUAGAUGACUAUAAAAAAAUGGGAACUCUCUUUGGAGAGCUCAACAAAAGCCUCAUCAGUAUUGGCUUCACAAGGAUGUAUUUUGGAGAAUGGAUUGUGGAACCUGUAAUAGUCAUAUUCUUCUGGAUUAUGCUUUGGUUCCUUGGUUUACAAGCUCUUGGACUUGUUGCAGUCCUGUGCCUUGUCAUUAUUUAUGUUCAGCAAUAAAGUACAAUGGAUGGUGGUUGAACAAUAUGUCAUCUCUUAGUGGAUUUACAUGCGUAGCCAAACAAGAAUGGUAUAUUAUUAGCUGAUAAGCUGAACAUUAUAUAGCCAUUAAAAUUAUGCACUCUUUCUGUUAUCUUUGCAAUUAAAGCAAAGCAAAAAAACUAAUGCGUCAUGAAUAGAUGAGUAAAGGGGAUCUUAAUACAGGACAGUGGAACCUAAACUUUUGAAUAAAAGCUACUGAAUCAAUGUAGUUCCUGUGUUUUCCAGUUCUGGAAGAUCCUUUGGGUAUGGAAACAAACUUGUCCAAAUUAGGUUAGCAGUUAUUUUAUAUUUGUGCUAUGACAACUUUCAAACAAUACUUUUUGUAUUGGGAACUAAACUUUUUAAAAUGCCAGUUUAUAUGAGCUUUUAUGUUUCAUAAUUGUACAGUAUAUCAUCCUGGAAAUCUCUGCAGAGUUCUUCAGCAUUGUGUGUUUGUUCAUUUUCAGUCUUAAGCAAGUAUGCUUCUGUAAGACUGACGUCAUUUAAUUCUUUGUGUGUGUGUGUAUAUACUGUAUACAUAUAUAUGAAAAAUGACAUUUAGUAGAUAAGAGGUAAUACUCUUGCAGUUUUUCUUCCAUGUCGUGUUCUGAUUGUACCAGUUGAUAAAAGAAAAUGUUUUUUUUAAAAAAAUUUGUAACGGCUUUCUAACUUCCUACAUCUUAUUUAUGAAACUUUUAUAUGCAAGAAUUAGAUGCAAGAAUCACACAAAAUAUAGUGGCUAUAAUCUUCCAUGUGCUUCUUUUAAGAGAUGGGGUCAAAGUUUGCUUAUUGAGGGGAUUCAACAAACAAAUUCCCUAUGUUUGAACAUGCAAAGCCCAUCUUGAAUUAGGCCCAGACUCGUAAUGACGCAAAAUGUUCUUGCUGCCACUCUGUAGCAAAGGUACCCUGGAGUGCAAAGGCUCACUGCAAGACCAUCAUUAGACCUUAAAAUGAUGCUGAAAGUGUUUUUAUUCUUAUUAGUUGAUCUGCAAAUGAAGGAUUCUUUGAAUGAGAAGGAUGGGGAAAUACUAGAGAAAAGUGUAGUUAAUUGUUACAGUACAGAUGUAUUGUCUAUGCAAUCAGUCCCCUUCCACAAACAGUAGUCCUUCCAUUCACAGAAGGGUCUUUGGUCUAGUGGAGGCCUCAGCUAAUGGAAGGGGAAGGCAAUUUUUGCUGAUUCCCCUUUCUCCCUCCAGCUGCAUUGCUGUACCUCCUAUGCUGUUCUGGAGGGUUUCCCCAUCCUCUUGAGCACAUUUUUGUGAGGUACAGAGGGGGAGGAAGAAUCACUGAAAAUCCCUCCCCCUCCCGUUGAUGUUUCCAUUGAAUCAAAAGUCAUUUUGCAAACAAACUCACCAUUGGAUACAACCCAAUGUAAUUAUUUCUGCAGUUUUCAUUCUAUUCAUACUCUAUAAUACCAUGGAUCACAUAAUUGAUUUUUCCUUGCAACAUAGGUGUUAAAACUCUCAUGGUUGAAAUUUGUUAACUCUUCAAGAUUGUGACAUAUAUUUUGCACAUUUACAUGAAUUUCUCAUCUCCAUUUUAUUCACAAAAUUAAUGUCUAUAAUAACUGUGAACCACCUCUUUUCUCCUGUACAACUAGUGUCAUGAAAACGUUUUAAACAGAGAAGUAUUUGAUCUUCCUAGUUUUUGUUAAACUUGUAGCAACUACAGGUGAUCUCUUAUGGGUACUGUGGCUCUAUUAUAUGCAGCUAAAACUCCUUCACUUGUUGUAUCUUUCCUAUUUGUGCCAUGGGAAGUCUGUACAAAGAGAUGGAUGUAGAGAGUUGCAUCCAUUGAAAUGAAUGAGGAAAGCCCAUACAUACAGGAAUUCCAUGUAAGCAGUGCAGCACAACUUGGGCUUGGGUUCAAGGUUUCCAUGCUUGGGACACAUUUUUAUGGCUAUGUAUUAUCAGAAGAAGAAAAAUGCCUGGUUCUAAUGUAGAAUUUGAAGAAUGAUUUGGCAGAAAAUAUUGCAUUGAAAAAGAUGAGGAACAGUCCCUCAAGUUUUGUUUUUAAAAUGUCUGUUGGCUACUAGGGAUGGGAUCCAUUUGUGCAUCUUCAAAAGCAUCCCGUCGACCUAACAGGCAGUAUCGAUUCAAGUUUGUUAUUUGUGUGUUGCUCUGACCAGUCCAAUAUUUUCUACCCCCACAAUUGAUAUUAAUAUCAGUAAUUUAGAAAGGAAAUACCAAUGCAUGAAAGAAAGGAUCAAUGUUUUGAAAGGAAAUAUUAAUAUUUUGAAAGCAAAGGAAAGUGGUUUCUCCUCCUCUGCUGUGACUGAGGCGGGUCAGUUUUCUUGUUAGCAAACACAGACUGGCUGUUUUUCUUUUGGAAAGAAAAGAAGAAAAAUAGCUUUCAGUGCUCUUCAUCCUCCACUUCCUCCUGUGUAAGCCUAGAGUCCUUAACAUGGAAGAGACUCUCUAGGUCUAGACUUGCCUUUUAAUCUCUGUUAUAGGCUUGGCUUGCUUUCUCCCUCUUGAAGCUUGGAUUAUUCAAGUGGAGGAGGUGGGAGAGAAAGAGGAAAAAAAACUACUGCUGUGGUGUGUGUAAAAGAACAAUAUAUUUGGGGGGAGGGGAAUUCAGUGUCUGGAAAGCUGCUGAAGGAUCACUCUGCAAACAUGAAGAAUAUGCAGACAAUUGAAAAAUUCAGUGCUAAAUCUACAUUCAGUUGAAUUCUCACCCAUCCCUAUUGGCUACAAAGUUCAAUGCUAUUCCUGUUGAAAUGAUUAGAAGAUAUGUAGGAAGGGAACAGUUUUAGGUUGCUAUAAAAAUGUUUGUUGUGAAGAGAAUAACCAUAACCCAAAUCUAAACUUUGCAUAUAUGUAUAUUUAUUCAUGUGAAGAUAUUUAAGGUAUUAAAAUGUUUUUGAAGUAUAAUACAUAGAUCCACAUUUGGAGAUAUUUCCACCUUGAAUGAUUUAUUACUCAGUGCUGUAUGUGUAUAUAUAAUUGUUUGUCUCUAUACAAGAGACUGUACAAGAAAAUUGGCAGGAUCCAAAGGCCCACAUGCUUCAUUUGCAGACACUGCUUCUUGCUCCAACUCUUUUGUGCUGAAAUACCAUAUCCAAGGGGUGAUUAAACCCUUCAGAGCUGCAUGUGAUGUGGUGCAGGUGAACAUACUCAGGCACAGAAAUCAAUGACCUCCCAUCUAUGUGUGCAAAAGCUUUAUGGUCAUACACAGGUGGUUUUGGUACACAGACUAAUAAUAGACUGUUGGAAUCUCACUUGCACUGAAAAGCUGCAACGCACAAACUGACAAGGUUAAAUUAUUUCCUUAGAUAUGUUUCUAUAAAAAUGUACUUUGAAAGCACUCUGUUAUGUUUUCUAAUAAAAUACUUUAUCAUGACACAAA